This is a messenger RNA of Mixia osmundae IAM 14324, 1662 nucleotides long. RefSeq lists its product as uncharacterized. The record is from RefSeq and is a predicted model, not a curated record. NCBI's taxonomy places the organism in Eukaryota, Fungi, Basidiomycota, Mixiomycetes, Mixiales, Mixiaceae. The coding region runs from base 1 to 1662 and encodes 553 amino acids. The transcript has 2 exons.
AUGCCUGACAAACCGGAGCUACAAGUCGAUACAAAGAAUGGUCCCGUUCUAGGCUUCAGAGAUGUCUUUCCACUCGGCGAGCACUCGGGCUAUCCUGGCUCACCUGCAAAGCACGACAAAUCUCAUCAUCGGCCGGCUCUACGUAAAUGGCUAGGCAUACCAUUUGCUCAGGCCGAGCGAUGGACGAGACCCAGAGCGCCAGAGCCUUGGACAGAACCUCUACAGGCAUACGAUUAUGGCGUAGCGCCACCGCAGCCGCCGUCCACAUUGACAAAGAUGUUUGAGGGCAAGCAAGGUGUCUACAUGCGAAGUCAUUACAAGCAAUCGGAGCAUGGCUGUCUAACCCUCAAUGUCUUCGCACCUGACCUGCCCAACGAACAGAUGAAAGGCUUGCCUGUCUUGCACUGGCAAUAUGGCGGCGCCCUCAAUACCGGCUCGUGCGAUCGAAUGUCGUAUGACCCCACUGAAUGGGUCAGGCGGCAGCAAGCAGCAGGCGAGCCCGUCAUCAUUGUCACCUCAAACAUGCGCGUCAAUAUCUAUGGCUUCUUCGCCCAUCCAGACCUUGCCAAGGUGGAUCCGGACGGCCUGGCAGGCAACUAUGGGCUGUACGAUACAAUAGCUGCACUCGAAUGGACGCGCGACAAUAUAGAGGCAUUCGGAGGAGACGCGAACAAUGUCUGUGUCGUCGGAGAGUCAGCCGGAGCUUUCGUGAUUAGCCAGCUGCUUGUGUGCGGUCGCAAACUCUUCACACGCGCAAUCUUGCAGUCCGGUUUCGCCGCCACUUGUCCCGUGGCACCGCUUGUCGAGCAGUACUCCUAUCGCUGGUAUCCACAAUUGCUCGAGCUAGCCGGCGUAGACGUCGAAUCCUCGACCGCAGUCGAACGCGUCGAGGCACUGCGCAAGCUAGACACUGACACGCUCAAUGAAUGGAUCAUGGAUCCUCAGCGCAUGCACCAGUGGGGGAUGGUACUCGAGAGUGGGAGUCAGGCUAUAUGGCGAGAGCCGACUAAUCUCAAGAUUGAACGAGGCGAGAUUGAUCCGUGGGUCGAAGAGAUCAUACUCGGCUGCAACGAGGAUGAGGGCACCUUAUUUUGCUACUCCAUGCAGCUCUGGAAUCGAGAGAAUCUAGAGCGCAGACUGGCGUUGACGUUCGGCAACGAUUUCGUCAAAGCAGCCGAAGAAAUGUAUCCACCCACGCCAAAAGAUCAGAGACCGGAAGAGUUCACGUCGAUGAGUGAGUCUCACCUCAUCGGCGAUUGGAUAUUUCAGAGCCAGUGCUUCCAUAUGGCGCAAAGCCUGGCUAAGCUGCGCAAAACUACGGUGCGGCUGUAUCGCUAUCAGCAGACAGUGCAUCGCUUGUUCGACGGCUAUGGUUUCGGCUCAAUGCACGCCGCAGAACUCACCGUCCUCUUCAAUUGCGACAGUCUUUGGGAGAAAGAAUCGGUCGAGGCCAAGACGUCACAGGCAAUCGGCUCACGAUGGGCAGCCUUUGCCAAGGGCGCAAUCUCGGAUUGGCCGUUAUAUGAGCCAGAUAGCGCUCAAGCGCUCUAUUUUAAGGCGGACGGUUCUACCAAGAUUGGGGACCUGAAGCCAGACGAGCAGAAACAGGCUCUAUGGAUAGGCGCUCUACUAGGCGUAUCGCGCAAGAUGAUCGGCAAGUAG